CUCACAUGGUAGUGAACUGUUAAUAGAGAGAGGGCAUACAUUUGGACCAAAGCUUCUGACAUACCGUCACACCCGGGAAUGUAAAGAAAAUGUCUGCUGCUAAAGUGAAGAUGCGGGAGAAGAAGAUGAGGAACCAGCCCACUAGUGUGCAGUAUCCAUCUUCUCCCCUGAGUGUGGAGAGCAGCACACAGAACGGAGGAGACACCCCGGUCACUGGUGGAGAUGUUGGUGAUGGUCCAUCUGACACCCAUCCAUCUACAGAGAGGCAGAAGAGCUCUCACCACCAGAGUGGAUGGGUCCGUGGACACCAGAAAGAUGGAGGAAGCUACGCCAAAGAAAUGCCCAAGUACAUCACUGCUGGUGGUUUUGCAAGAGCCAGGGCAGCAGAGGUGAGCGCCAUGUUGAAAGCCGUCACCAAGACAACAGGCAGCUGCCAUGUGUCUGCAGCCCUGCCCAAACACAUGAGGAGACGGGCCAUGAGCCACAACACCAAGCGGCUCCCUUACAGACUGAGAGAAGUGGCCAACAGAAUGCGGCAGAAGAGCCUCCAGGCUGGCUCAAAGAAGAAGAAGGAACAGGCAAAGAACAAGAGCCGUAAGGCCCGCCGCCGGCAUGGAAACCUGCUGCUGGAGUUCAACCGACGUCAGAGGAAGAACGUAUGGCUGGAGACGCACAUUUGGCACGCCAAGCGCUUCCACAUGGUUAAAAAGUGGGGCUACUGCCUCGGGGACAGACCCACAUACAAAUGUUACCGGCCCUGCUACAGAGCCAUGAGCACCCACUGUUUGCUGCAGGAUCUUUCAUACUAUUGCUGCAUAGAGCUACAGGGAGAGGAAGACAAGCUGCUGGCUGCUCUGUCACAACUGACCAACAAGGAAACUGGUCCUACAUUUGCUGCGGCACUCUGUAUAUCAGGGCGAAGACAGGGCAGUGUGGUGAUGUACAGAGCGGGACAUUACCCCUUGCAGCCCCUGGGCCCUGUCACCUUUCUCUGGAGACCCCGUACACAGGGCUCAAGUCACAGACAGCUGUGGAUCUGGGCUCAUCCCACUAUUAAACAGGAUCUUCUCCCUGAAUUACAAAGAGUGUGCCAGUGUUGUGAAGCUGUAGUUCCUCCAGUUGUGCCAGUGGUAACACCUGCAGAGGUUGCUCCCACCCCAGAACCAGAACUUAAACCUCCAAAGACACAUGGGGCCAUACAAAUCUCCCGGACCAAGAGAAAGCGGAACUGUAAGGAUGCCAGUGGACCUCCUGCCAAGAAGAUCCUGGGAGAUGGUAGCAGAUCUCCCACCACCCCGGUCACAUGGAGGUCCAGCUCAACUGGAAUAGUUAUAAAUGAUCUCACGAUGGAGAUUGUACGCUAUCGCCUGAUUGGACCACAGUCCCAUUCUGUUCUGGCUGAAACUUUGGAAGCUGCUACAGACUGUGAGGAAAUGAAUAAAUCCCAGCCAUCCCCCCUUUGGUGGCCUGAGCACUGCAAAGAUGAGAGCAAGAUGAAACUGCAUCAACAACAAGCUGAUAUCUUUCACAUACUGAAAGACAUCUAUUCGACUGGAGAGCUCCCCUCGGGCGCAGUGCUGGGUCUGGCCGUAGAUGACCCCAGGCUGACUUUACCAACAAAGAAGGUUAAAGCUUUGCCCUGUGUAAAGCAGGCACAAGAGGUGGACGAGGAGAAGAGGAGGGAGCUGAUGCUGCGAGGAGUACCAGAACACUGCUGUCAGAGCUUCCUGUGGGAGCAGUCUGUACGGGACAAUGUCACUGAUAACAAGAUAUCAGAGCAGGAGCUGAACCGUAUGAGGAGCGACGUGCUGGUGCCGGGCUCCAGGCUGAGCCCCACUCCCCUGCAGGGACGAGUCCCCAUCCUGCUGGUUCACCAGCCUGGCAAGCAGGUGGGACAUGAGAUGAGCUCCUGGGGUGCUGGAUGGGACCUGCUGCUUCCUAAAGGCUGGGGCAUGGCCUUCUGGAUCCCACUGGUGUACAGAGGAGUCCGCAUCGGUGGGCUGAAUAUGAGUCUAAAACACUCUCAGAAUAAAGGAGCCCCCAACUUCCCCCAUGAUUACCCAGACUGCCCCGCAGGCAUCGGUUUUCAGGAGGAGCAGGAGGCCGAGCUCCUGGACAAGUUCAAAAGGCGUCCACCCGCCAAAAGGACCAAUUACAUUAAACAUGGCUGUCUGGCUCCGUUCCGUUGCCCAUGGCAACAGCUGGCUGAGGAGUGGGAGCUUAUCACGAGUGAAGGAGGAGAGGAGCAGAAAAGAGACAGCCAGACCCAAACCACAACUGACGCUGACACAGUUAUGGAGGAGGAGAUGACAUCACAUACCGCUGUAACAAAGCCUCAGAGCCGCUUCACCGUGCUCAGGAGCAGAAAGUCUCUGAGGCUGCUCUCUGGUUGGUGCAGACCCACGACAUCUAAAGGUCAGAGGCCGUGCCGUGCUGGGGAGGUGCCCCCUCUCGACUCCUCAGCGAUGACGUCGUUUCUCACAGAGCACGGGAUGAGUCUGGUGUGGGUGCGUCUGUCGCUGCUGUCAAAGGGCAAACCGGAGCUCCAUGCCAUGGUGUUUGUGCCAAGCACAGAGGACCUGAAGCUGCUGAGCAACAAGUCUGACAGCAGUGGCCCCCAGGAGCUUGCACACAAAAACCACUUUAAAAGCAGAAUGAAACGCAGAAAGAAGGGCUCCAAGAAAACGGCUACAUCCUCCUUGUCCUCUGAUAAGACCGAGGGUAAAGGGUCAGACCUCCCCUCUGCCUCUGAACCAAACCUCACCACGUCUUCUGAAGACCCCAAAUCAUCCUCUGAGUCAUCCACAGACCUGAUCUUUGGGCUGUGGCCGGAUCCUCUGCCGAGCAUCACCUCUCACUGCUCCCGAGUGACUCUAGGCUGGGUUACUCAGGGUGACUUCUCCCUGUCUGCAGGCUGUGGGGAGGCUCUGGGGUUUGUCAGCGUUGCUGGUCUCGUCAACACCCUCCUCAACCAGCCAAAAGAACACAGAGGAAUAUUGCUGUUGCGCAACCCCACCUCCCUGCAUUACCGCUUUGCUAAAAUCAACAUUGAGGUCUGAUUGAAACAUCUGAUCCU
Molecule: messenger RNA, 3076 nt
Organism: Seriola dumerili (greater amberjack)
Lineage: Eukaryota; Metazoa; Chordata; Actinopteri; Carangiformes; Carangidae
Gene: pop1
Product: POP1 homolog, ribonuclease P/MRP subunit
Exons: 16
Coding region: 90-3059 (989 amino acids)
Biological process (GO): tRNA 5'-leader removal
Cellular component (GO): ribonuclease MRP complex; nucleolar ribonuclease P complex
Source: RefSeq, a predicted model, not a curated record